UCCAAAAGUAAAAACCUGCCCCAAUAAAUCAAAAAUCCAUGGUCAGGAACUCACAGGUUAUACAACUCCACAUAACGACACUACCAUACCAUAUUACCAUUGUCACUCUCAUUAAUUGCUAAGAAAUCAGACACAUAUUCCAUAUUCAAUGCCAAAAAAAGUUCAACCAAGAAAUACAAUUUGCACUAAAAACCUCCCAUUAUUAUAAAAGUGGACUAAAGUUUGUACCUUUGUGCUAAUUUUCUCCUCUUUUCCUCUAAUUUUUUCUAUAAUUGGGCACGUGAAAUAGAAGCUACUGGAAAGUCUAACUCUUUCUCCCAUCACUACUACUUCUUCUUCUUAAUCACCUUCUUUCUCUCUCCUCAAUUCCUGUAAAAUUUCAGCAAAAUGGGUUUUCGAUCAUUUUGCAAUUUGAGUAAUUUAAGCUUCAUUUUCAUGGUUUUCUUCAUUUUUUCUACCUUUACUUUUACAGGAGCAUAUGAUCCUCUCGACCCAAACGGGAACAUUACCAUCAAGUGGGACAUCAUAAAUUGGACUCCUGAUGGUUAUGUCGCUGUGGUUUCGAUUUUUAACUUCCAAAAGUACCGUCACAUUCAAGCACCAGGUUGGCAACUUGGAUGGACUUGGGCAAAGAAAGAGGUAAUUUGGAGCAUGGUGGGUGGCCAAGCAACUGAGCAAGGGGAUUGCUCAAAGUUUAAGGGCACUAUUCCACAUUGCUGUAAGAAAGAUCCAACCGUUGUAGACUUGAUGCCCGGGACUCCUUACAACCAGCAGAUUGCCAACUGCUGUAGGGGAGGAGUGCUCAGUUCAUGGGUGCAAGAUCCUCCCACGGCGAUUAGUGCAUUUCAGAUUAGUGUGGGUCGAUCAGGCACCACAAACAAAACAGUCAAAGUGCCAAAAAAUUUCACCCUAAGUGCACCUGGACCUGGUUACACCUGUGGACCUGGAAAGAUUGUCAGACCUAGCCAAUAUAGAACCCAAGAUGGGAGGAGAACCACCCAAGCUUUGAUGACUUGGAACGUGACAUGCAUGUAUUCUCAGUUUUUGUCCCAGAAAACUCCCACGUGCUGUGUAUCACUUUCAUCCUUCUACAAUGACACUAUCAUAUCUUGUCCAACAUGCAGCUGUGGCUGCCAAAACAAUGCCUCUAACCCAGGAAGCUGUGUAGAGCCGGACUCCCCAUAUUUAGCUUCAGUUGUUUCUCCUGCACAUUCUAGCAAAACAAGUUACUUGCCACCUUUGGUUCGAUGCACUAGCCAUAUGUGUCCAAUUCGGAUUCACUGGCAUGUCAAAACCAGUUACAAGGAUUAUUGGCGAGUUAAGGUUACAAUUACAAACUUUAACUACAGGAUGAACUACUCAGGAUGGAACUUGGUUGUGCAACAUCCUAACUUUGACAACUUGACAGAGCUUUUCAGCUUUAAUUACGAACCAUUAACUCCUUACUCGAAUAUAAAUGAUACUGCCAUGCUAUGGGGAAUCAAGUUCUAUAACGAUCUGCUUAUGCAAGCUGGUCCACUUGGCAACGUCCAGUCUGAAUUACUCUUCCGGAAGGACUCGUCUACAUUUACAUUCGAAAAGGGCUGGGCUUUCCCUCGCAGGAUCUACUUCAAUGGCGAUAACUGUGUCAUGCCACCACCCGAUACCUACCCAUGGUUGCCAAAUGCCAGUCCUCGGCCCAAUUUCUCUCUCUUAACUACAACAUUGACACUAUUGUCAGCCCUGGCAUUCCUAUAUACUCAUGCUUGAGGAUUGAGAUCCAUGCUCUCGAGGACUUGGAGAAAUACAUGGAAAAACCCGAAUGGUUUUUGAUUUCAACAGUUGGCUUUUGGAAAACCUGAGCGACAAGCCUGUUGAAGAUUAGCUGCACAAUCACCCUUCAGGAGGGAUGAACUUUGCUGUUUGUCUUAUGAUUAGGUUGGUGAAUUCAUUGCCAUUUUGUUCUCAUUUCUGUUGUACUUCAGGUUUAUUUAUGUAUUACAACUAAUCAUUUUUCUAUGUAUAGAUUUCAUGUACUAUAAAACUUACAAUUGUAACAAAAUUGUCCACCAUAUUCUUCUUGAAAACAAAUAAUGAAUGUUUCUAUGCCUGAAUUCCUUCAUUA
Beta vulgaris subsp. vulgaris (sugar beet) is the source of this 2104-nucleotide messenger RNA. RefSeq names its product protein COBRA. The record is from RefSeq and is a predicted model, not a curated record. Gene Ontology annotation, cellular component: plasma membrane. Gene Ontology annotation, biological process: plant-type cell wall cellulose biosynthetic process; cellulose microfibril organization. The transcript has 6 exons. Bases 388 to 1749 code for a protein of 453 amino acids. Lineage: Eukaryota; Viridiplantae; Streptophyta; Magnoliopsida; Caryophyllales; Amaranthaceae.